Molecule: messenger RNA, 2172 nt
Organism: Arabidopsis thaliana (thale cress)
Lineage: Eukaryota; Viridiplantae; Streptophyta; Magnoliopsida; Brassicales; Brassicaceae
Product: RING/FYVE/PHD zinc finger superfamily protein
Exons: 5
Coding region: 69-1184 (371 amino acids)
Biological process (GO): chromatin organization; negative regulation of transcription elongation by RNA polymerase II
Molecular function (GO): histone reader activity
Source: RefSeq, marked reviewed
UUAACUUCUCUUCGUCUUCUUCUUCCUCCGACCUUGGAAAAUCUCUCGUGACUCGCUAGUCUUCUCUAAUGUCUUUACAUGUCAAGGGACCUGUUUGUCAAACUUGUGGCGACAUAGGUUUUGAAGAAGCACUUGUCUUUUGUGACUCUUGUAUGUUUGAGUCUAUUCACCGCUAUUGCUUAGGGAUAACACCGAUUCCUUUUACGGAAUACAUAACUUGGAUUUGUGAGGAUUGUGAUAACAGUGAGAGUGAUUCUGAUUGCAAUGAAGUUGAUCAGACUGUUAAGAAGAAGAAGAAGAGUAGAAAUCAACCCCUUGUGGUUUUAGCUGAGGACAAUGUGCUCCAGGAACCUUUGGAGGGGUCUAAGAGAGAAGAAAGCUCAUGUAGCAGAAAACCUCAUGAAUUGACUUGUUUAGAUGGAAAUGGAGAAUCUGUUUUGGAGGCUGCAGAUUCAUCUAGUGUGCCAGAUCAUAGUUCUUGUACUAGCAAAAGGAAAGAAGUUGAUCAGACUGCUAAUCUUGGACAUAUCUUGGAGAGGAGUGAGAAAAAGAAGAAGAAGAAGAAGAAGAAAAAGAGCAUCAAUCAUUCGCCACCGGUUUUAGCUGUUGAGGACCAUGAGCUUCAGGGUACUACCAAUGUUGUUGAACCUGUGGAGGUGUCUUCUUCUUCACCAACUAAAGAAACGAUGGAGUCUAAGAGACAAGAAAGCUCAGAUAGUAGAAAACCUCAUGAAUUGACUUGUUUAGUUGGAGAUUCGGAGACCGCUAAUUCAUCUAGUGUGCCAGAGCAUAAUUCUUGUGCUGUCAAAAAGAGAAAAUUAAGUUCUGGAAACAAACAGAUUCAGUUAGCUGAUGGGAGUAGUUCUUGCAGAGUGGCUGAAUCAAAUAUGCCUCUAACGUUGACAUCUAGGAACUAUAGAGCACAACCUAUCAAAAUACCGAUAUGGAGGGGAUUGAUGUCUGUUAAAGGAGGAAACAGCUGUACCAUGGAUGGGAUUGUUGCUCAUGUAUCAAGCUUAGCCUGCCCUAAAGUCCAUGAAACGGCUAGUUCAUUAAAGGGUCGGCUCUCUGCUGAAAUACUUCCUAGGUUGGAAGUAUGGCCAAAGACCUUUUUGAAGAAUGGAGGACCUAAGGAUGAAAGCGUUGCCCUUUUUUUCUUCCCUUCCAGUGAAAGGUGUACAUGAAACAGUGAUUUGUUUUUCUCUCCCUAUGCUUAUGUUGUAAAAGUAUCUGACCAUUUUUGUGUUUGGUUUCCAGUAAUGAUGAAAAGGUUUUUGAUUCCCUUGUUGAUAAAAUGAAGAAGAAUGAUUCUGCGAUGAGAUGUGUGCUUAAUGAUGCAGAACUUCUACUCUUCACAUCUUAUAUGUUACCAAAGGAUUCUUGGACUUUUAACUCAAAGUACUACCUGUGGGGCGUCUUCAAGCCUAGACAGACUUCUCGAUAUUAGCCACUCCAAGACUCGCUACCUUUAACAGUCUCUAACUUCGAGCAAGGUUUAACAGACAGAUGGAAAUCAUAAGUAGGACUUAAAGUAUUCUCCUUCAUCCUUUUUGAGUAUAUGUUAGUUCUUUUUCGGAUUUAACGCAUAGAUGGGUUUGGUUGUCCGAUUGUUGAUAGUUAGCCAGAUGCUGUAUAGAAUCGGAACCGAGAUGGCAUCCUUGAUAGCAUAUCUUUGUCUUUUGAGGCUUUUUUUGGUGGAUUUGUGCCACUGGUUAGUCAAAUGAAUGUUAACUUUGAAAUCUUCCUGAUUGGUGAACUUGAUAAUUGAUCUUAUACCUUCAUAGACAUUAGCCGUCUGAGAAAAGAUGUAUUCAAUAAUGAAAAUUCUGUCACACUUUUUGGUCUCUGCAAUCUCAGUUGCAGCUGGUUGUUUCAGCCCUUUUUAGUUUAGUCUACUUGCUCUUAAGUUUGUAGCACGAAGGUGUAGUAUACUUGGUGACGUUUCAGUUUUAGUACAUAGCCUACGUGCUGGUGUUUAGGUAUGAGAUGAACUGACAAGUUUUUUGAAGUUGAUCAUAAGCUGGAUGCUUACAGUGAUCUCUCAUAUUACUUACUCUCGCAAAGAAGUUACAGAGAUGAUCAUUGAAGUCUACUUUUGUUGAAAGUCUUUGUAAUAAUGUUUUAAUCUAAUAUGCUGUUCAUGUGGACUCCUCUACUGUUGUAACAGGCUGG